Messenger RNA from Asparagus officinalis (garden asparagus), 2394 nucleotides. Its product is annotated as pentatricopeptide repeat-containing protein At1g08610-like. NCBI's taxonomy places the organism in Eukaryota, Viridiplantae, Streptophyta, Magnoliopsida, Asparagales, Asparagaceae. The transcript is spliced from 3 exons. Gene Ontology annotation, molecular function: protein binding. Bases 250 to 1893 code for a protein of 547 amino acids. The record is from RefSeq and is a predicted model, not a curated record.
AGGAUUCGCUCCGCUUCGUGACUGCCGCCGAGUAGCUGCUGACGUUUCAUUUCUCUGACGAGAAAGAAAGCGGAUAAAACCCUAGUCGUCUCUCUAAACCCUGUCUCCUCGAUUUCGCCGAACCCAAAAAGGCAAAAAAAAGGAAGGGGAAAAAAAAAAAAUCCCCGGAGGAGAAAGGAAAAGAGAAGGAUUUUACUUACGACAACUGAAAUCUAUUAUCUUCAGUUUGAGGGAAAGAAGAUUCACGGUAUGGCUUUUGCCCAUCGAUGCGGUGUCCAUUGUUACUCGGUCCCUUGUACCGGUCAUAGUUCACAGACAAGAAUACCUGCAGUUCUAGAAUACCCUAGCUGUAAUUUGCAACAAAAAAGUUUGACUAAUGUGGCAUUUAAUGGAAAGAGAGUUAAUGGCAACUCAGAGAAGGCCACGGCUUCACGACACUCAAAACCUAUGAAGCCCAAAAAUGUAAAUACGUCCGCUUUAUCUAUGGAUGGAUACUUUAUUGACUAUGAUGAAGAAACGAACAACGAGAUCCUCUGCAAGUUUGCUGAGAAUGGCAUGUUGGUCGAAGCGGCCAAUUUGAUUGAUGUCAUGGCGAGACGAGGGCAGGUCCCUGACUCCCUGUCCUGUAUCAACUUAAUUCGUGGACUUAUCAAUGUUGAUAAAUUGGAGAAAGCCAGCCGCAUUCUUAAAGUGAUGGUUAUGUCGGGAGGUGUCCCUGAUCUGAUCACUUAUAAUAAGUUGAUUGGGGGUUUUUGUAGGAGAGGACAACUGACUCCUGCCAUGCAAGUUUUAGAGGACAUGUGCUUUGCUGGUUGCCCUCCAGAUGUGAUUACUUUUAAUACUAUGAUUCGGGGAUUUUGUGAUGAGGGAAAAUACGAGGAGGCAGUUCGAUUUUGGAAAGACCAGUUAAAAAAAGGGUUUCCUCCAUAUGUAAUCUCUAACACUAUUCUUCUCGAACUUGUAUGCAAGAAUUGCGGCAUCAAAAGGGCUAUGGAGGCUCUGGAAGAUUUAUCCUUAGAGGGAUGCUGUCCUGAUAUUGUUACUUUUAACUCUCUUAUCAAUGUACUUUGUAAAGAGGGAAAAUGUGAGGAUGCAAUUAUUGUUAUUCCGAGCCUCAUUGAACUUGGGUUAGAGCCAAACGCUGUCACAUAUAACACUUUACUUCAUUGUGUCUGCAGCAAGGGGAACUGGUCUGAAGCCGAUGAUAUUAUUUCACUCAUGAGUCAAGGAGCCCAUUCCCCGACAGUGGUUACAUAUAAUAUCUUGAUCAAUAAUUUGUGCAAGUACCAACUUUUGGAUCGUGCAAUUGAUUUCUUAUAUAAGAUGGUAGCUGAGGGCUGUUCACCUGACAUAGUCACCUACAACACACUCUUAGGGGCAAUGUGUAAAGAGAACAUGACAGAGGAUGCUCUUAAUCUACUUUAUUACAUGAGGAACAACAAAUUCCCUUUGGUUUUAAUCACUUAUAACACUGUGAUUGAUGCUUUAGCAAAGAUGGGAGAAGUAAUGAGAGCUACGGUUCUAUUUGAUGAAAUGGUUAGAGAUGGUAUCCAUCCAGAUGACAUCACUUAUGGUUCACUAGUCAUGGGCUUUUGCAAGAAGGAUAUGGCAGAGGAGGCAGUAGAUAUGUUGAAGGAGAUGUAUAAGAGAAAUUGCAGAAUACGAGGCAUAACUUUUAGCUUAGUUAUCCAGGCAUUAUGCAGGCAAAAGAGGGUUGAUACUGCUAUUGAAAUUUUGGAUAUGAUGGUCACCAGUAGUAAUAAACCCAGUAAAGCAAUUUAUGACUCCCUGGUCAGGGCCGUGUCUGCAUCUGGAAUGGUAGAGGAGGCUACUGAACUUUGUAAGAAGUUGAUCGAGUACAAAAUUCUCAGAGAAGGCUCUUUGAGUUUUUAGUAGUUUCGAUCUCCGAAGUAGCCAAUUUUGACUGCUAUUUUAUGGAACUAACGGGCCUUUGGUUGAUUAUAUUGCAACUGGUAGAUGUCAUCUGUUUCUUAGAGAUCUACAGUUCAUACUGUAAAAAUACUUCCAUAAGGAGGCAUCUCAUUGUCGGGUUUCAGUAUCUGAGACAUUUCUGCUGUAUGCUCAAUGUAAUACAAUGGGUAUGGACAGUUUGCUACAAUGUUGGCACAUGAGAAUGAAAUCCAAAGUUUUGCAGAUUCGGAUUCUCAGAAUAACAAAUACUUCCAGCAACGAUUUUUAUUUUCUGUAUCAUACUCGGAAGGUAAUUCUUGUUGAUUUAUUUCAUUUUCCAAGUAUCACAUUUCUUUUAAGUUUAAUUAUUAUGGACAUUUCUUUUAGCUCAAAUUAUCGACUCUUUUGCCUCCUUGUGGCUCGGUUUAAGUUUGUUUAUACUCUUUCAUUGGUCAGUCUCUUGGACAGAGUUUGCAUUAUUAA